UACGCGCAUGAUUUAUCAUGGUGGUUCGAUUAUUCGCCUGAUUCCUGCCAUAUUUUGACAGAGCAAGGAGGAUAAUGGAUCUUGUUGUAAACUUCCUGGACGAUGCUUUCUUGACCGACUACGUCUAUCCUUCCUCACUCCCUGAAGAUAAUCCCAUACGGCAAGCAAUCACCCUAAUGGGCAUGUUCACCAUUGGCGGGAUGUUCAUGUACCUCUCUGUCGCCUGCCUCAGUUAUUUCUUUCUCUUUGAUCACAAGCUGAAACAGCAUCCUCUCUUCCUCAAGGAUCAAGUCAAGCUGGAGAUAAAGUACGCCUGUAACUCGAUCCCUUUCAUGUCCCUCCUGUCUGUUCCCAUAAUGCUAGCUGAAGUCAGAGGGUACAGUAAGCUCUACAUGGGGAUUGAGGGAUUGAAUGGAUGGGCAUUCAUUGGAUUGACCGUAAUAGCAUUCCUCAUGUUCACAGACUGUCUCAUAUACUGGAUACACAGAAUGCUCCAUUACCCGGUGAUCUAUAGAACCAUUCACAAAGGCCAUCACAAGUGGAAAGUCCCAACUCCGUUUGCAAGCCACGCUUUCCAUCCAAUUGAUGGCUGGGUACAGAGUCUCCCUUAUCACAUAUACCCAUUCUUCUUUCCGCUCCACAAGGUCCUCUACCUUGUGUUGUUUGUCUUUGUCAACAUUUGGACCAUUUCCAUACACGAUGCUAACUACAGGGUACCAGCACUCUUGAAACCUUUUAUUAAUGGCUCGGCCCACCACACCGAUCAUCAUUUAUUCUAUUUGUACAAUUAUGGGCAGUUUUUCACUCUCUGGGAUAGGAUCGGAGGCUCGUUCCGAUAUCCGUCAGCAUUUGAAGGUAAUAGCAUACUGAAAGAUGUUGCAAAUAAAGUAACUGAAAACUCUUGCAAGAAGCUAAACUAAUGUAUAUCUAUAUGUGUUGUAUUUUUCCUAAAAGUAGUUGAAUUUUUAUUUAAAAUUAA
This is a messenger RNA of Amphimedon queenslandica, 979 nucleotides long. Its product is annotated as lathosterol oxidase-like. NCBI's taxonomy places the organism in Eukaryota, Metazoa, Porifera, Demospongiae, Haplosclerida, Niphatidae. The coding region runs from base 75 to 920 and encodes 281 amino acids. The transcript has a single exon. The record is from RefSeq and is a predicted model, not a curated record. Gene Ontology annotation, molecular function: oxidoreductase activity; iron ion binding. Gene Ontology annotation, biological process: lipid biosynthetic process.